Messenger RNA from Parastagonospora nodorum SN15, 522 nucleotides. RefSeq lists its product as hypothetical. Bases 1 to 522 code for a protein of 173 amino acids. The record is from RefSeq and is a predicted model, not a curated record. The transcript has 2 exons. NCBI's taxonomy places the organism in Eukaryota, Fungi, Ascomycota, Dothideomycetes, Pleosporales, Phaeosphaeriaceae.
AUGCGUCCGAAUUCUCUUUGGACGGCAGCUGUGGCACUUUUGUGCUCAGUGGUGCCGGUGGUGGCGCAAGCCGAACUUCCCACGUGCGCUGCAACAUGCUUCGCCUCCAGCCUACAAAACCAAACCAUCUGCGCCCCAACCAACACAACCUGCAUCUGCCUCUCUGCGCCUCUCACCCUCUCCCUCCAAACCUGCAUGCAGUCUUCCUGCACCCUCAAAGAAACCCUCCGCUCCAUCAACACCACCAACGCCCAAUGCGGCAUCCCCAUCAAAGACCGCACGCACGCGCUCAUCACCACCAACGUCGUCUUCGGCAGCCUGGCACUGCUCGCCCUCGGCAUCCGCGUGCUCGUCAGUCUGCAGCAGCAUAUUUGGGGCUGGGACGAUUGGUGCGUGGUGGGCGCGUGGGUGUUUGCGAUGCCGGUGACGGUGGGGCAGGCGGUUGCCGGGGGGUUGGGAUUUGGGCGGGAUACGUGGGCAGUAGAAGCGGGGAGGAUUUAUGUCAUCAUGAAGGUAUGUUGA